This is a messenger RNA of Lepisosteus oculatus (spotted gar), 6935 nucleotides long. RefSeq names its product GLI family zinc finger 3 (gene gli3). Lineage: Eukaryota; Metazoa; Chordata; Actinopteri; Semionotiformes; Lepisosteidae. Gene Ontology annotation, molecular function: RNA polymerase II cis-regulatory region sequence-specific DNA binding; DNA-binding transcription factor activity, RNA polymerase II-specific. The record is from RefSeq and is a predicted model, not a curated record. Gene Ontology annotation, cellular component: nucleus. Gene Ontology annotation, biological process: smoothened signaling pathway; regulation of transcription by RNA polymerase II.
AGAGAAAGAGAGUGCGAUCCGAAGGGAGGAGUCGUGGAGCGGAGAGCAGCUGGAGUUGCCUCUUCUCAACUAAAUUUACACUGAAUACAGUAACACUCAACCACGAGAUUAAUACUUUCUCUCAGACAGACUGUAGUUUUUACAGGUAUGUAGGCACUUUUUAAGAGACUAGUUAGGUGCAUACUGUUUAGUUUAGUGCAGAAAGGAGAAAAAAGUUUUCUUGUUGAGCGCUUUUCAGAAAGUGAAGCUUGAGAAAAAGAGCGCAUGAUUCUUGGCUAAGCGAAAACUGAAGAAACAUCUGCAACCAGACAAAAAAAAAGAUUCAAUUGGGAAAACAAAGAUCCAAGAAGCAGCCUGGAAAAAGGAGCUUUCAGACACGUGUUCGUUCAAUGAGAGGUUAAGUAAUGAGAAGUCAUCAUGGAAGCCCAGUCCCAAGCCAGUUCCGCAGCUGAGAAAAAGAAAGUUGAACACAUCAUUGUGAAAGGCUCGACUCGAACAGAUGUCAGUGAGAAAGCAGUUGCCUCCAGCACGACAUCCAACGAGGAUGAAAGUCCAGGGCAGCCUUAUCACAGAGAGAGAAGGAACGCAAUCUCACUACAGCCCUCGUCUGGAGGGCAGAGUAUGGGCAAGAUCAGUGAGGAGCCCUCGACUUCUACAGAGGAGCGGCCCUCAAUGGUAAAAAAGGAGGUGCAUGGCUCUCUGUCCCACCUGACUGAUCACUCUGUGCCCUAUCGCGGGACUCUGUUUGCUAUGGACCCCAGGAAUGGCUACAUGGACUCUCAUUACCCUCAUCCUCAGUUUUUUCCAGCUUUUCACCCUCCUGUUCCCAUUGAUGACCGGCAUGCUCAGGGACGCUACAUAUAUGACCCUUCUCCAGUCCCUCCUCUGCAUGUGCCUCCUGGUCUUCCCAGCAGUCCGGCAUUUUCUGAUAUCUCUCUUAUCAGAAUCUCGCCCCAUAGGAAUCCUUCAGUGGGUGCAGAGUCUCCCUUCAACCCCCCACACCCAUACAUCAACCCUUACAUGGACUACAUCAGGUCCCUUCACAGCAGCCCUUCCCUGUCCAUGAUCUCUGCCGCCAGAGGACUGAGUCCCACCGACGCUCCCCAUUCUGGUGUUACCCCUGCAGAAUAUUACCAUCAGAUGGCCCUCCUGGCUGGUCACAGAAGCCCCUACGCUGAUAUAAUCCCAUCAGUCGCGUCAACAGCUGGGGCUGGGACCAGUGCUCUUCACAUGGAAUACCUGCAGGCAAUGGAGGGUUCAAGAUUUCCCAGCCCCAGACUCACAGCAAGACCAAGUCGCAAAAGAGCCCUGCCUAUCUCUCCUCUCUCAGACCACAGUUUUGAUCUUCAGACCAUGAUAAGGACAUCUCCCAAUUCCCUGGUAACCAUACUGAACAACUCCAGAAGCAGCUCCUCCACAAACGGCUCAUAUGGGCACUUAUCUGCAGGGACAAUAAGCCCUGCCCUGAGCUUCGCCUACCCUCCCACCCCGGUGACCCUGCAGAUGCACCAGCAGCUCAUGAGUCGUCAGCCCAGCAUUGGCUCUGCCUUCGGGCACAGCCCCCCUCUCAUCCACCCUGCCCCUGCCUUUGCUACCCAGAGACCUAUUCCUGGCAUCUCCAAUGUCCUGAGCUCUACACAAAUCAGCACAGCGCCUAUGGAUUCCACCCAGCAGAGCAAGCCCACCAGUGAAUCUGCGGUGAGCAGCACAGGGGACCCCAUGCAGAACAAACGCUCUAAGAUUAAACCAGAUGAAGAUCUGCCCAGUCCAGGUGCAGGAAGUGUGCAGGAGCAGCCUGAAGGAAUGACCCUCGUGAAGGAAGAAGGGGACAAAGAUGAAAGCAAGCAGGAGCCAGAGGUUGUGUAUGAGACCAACUGCCACUGGGAAGGUUGCUCACGAGAGUUUGACACACAGGAGCAGUUAGUCCACCAUAUUAACAACGACCACAUCCAUGGGGAGAAGAAGGAGUUUGUGUGCCGUUGGCUGGACUGCUCUCGGGAGCAGAAACCCUUUAAAGCUCAGUAUAUGCUGGUGGUUCAUAUGAGGAGACACACAGGCGAAAAGCCACACAAAUGCACGUUCGAAGGCUGUGCGAAGGCCUAUUCCAGGCUGGAAAACUUGAAGACUCAUCUGCGAUCUCAUACGGGAGAGAAACCAUACGUCUGUGAGCAUGAGGGUUGCAACAAGGCCUUCUCCAAUGCUUCAGACCGUGCCAAACACCAGAACAGGACGCACUCCAACGAGAAACCUUACAUCUGUAAAAUCCCUGGCUGCACAAAACGCUACACCGACCCCAGCUCUUUGCGCAAGCACGUCAAGACAGUGCACGGCCCUGAGGCCCACGUUACCAAGAAGCAGCGGGGUGACACCCACCCCAGACCCCCUCCUCCCAGAGACCCCGGCAGUAACACCCAGUCUAGGUCCCCUGGACAGCACCCUCCAGGGGGAUUCACUGACCAAAGGGACUACAACCACACUACCUCAAAGCAGGAAGAAUGUCUGCAGGUCAAAGUUAUCAAGACAGAGAAACCUAUGGCGUCUCAGCCAAGCCCUGGCGGUCAGUCUUCAUGCAGCAGUGAACAGUCCCCCCUCAGCACCAAUUCCAGCAGUGGAAUCGAGCUUGCUCUGAACAGUGGAGGCAGCAUGGGAGACCUCAGCACCAUUGAGGAGGCCCCCAUCAUGGACUCAACCGUGUCCACAGCAACCACCGCGCUCGGCCUGCAGGCUCGCAGGAAUGUGGCAGGGAUGAGAUGGAUGGAGCAUGUGAAAAUGGAAAGGUUGAAACAAGUCAAUGGAUUCCUACCAAGACUAAACCCCACUCCACCUCCAAAAGGGCCAACUUUGCCUCCAAUUAUAGGAAAUGGCUCACAGCAAGGCAAAAGUAGCUCUGGAGGUGGGCCCAUGACAAUCCUGCCCCGUAGGAAUGAGCUGUCUAGCACAGACAUCACAGUGCUGAACCUACUGAACGACCGGCGAGACAGCACCACCAGCACCAUCAGCUCAGCGUACCUGAGCAGCCGGCGCUCAUCGGGAAUCUCUCCCUGCUUCUCAAGCCGCAGGUCCAGCCAGGCAUCGCAGACCGAGGGGCGUCACCACAACCUUAGUGUCACCGACUCCUAUGACCCUAUCUCUACUGAUGCCUCCAGGCGCUCAAGUGAAGCAAGCCAGUGUGGUGGAGGCAACGGUGGGGGCUUGCUCAGUCUCACCCCUGCCCAACAUUACCGGCUCAAGGCCAAAUACGCGGCGGCCACUGGUGGACCACCUCCCACGCCCCUGCCCAACAUGGAGAGGAUGAGUCUGAAGACCAGGAUGGCAAUGAUGGGCGACGGCAGGGAAGCUGGGCUCUCACCAUUUCCUCCAGUGACCGUGCCCCGGAGAUGCAGCGAUGGAGGGAAUAGUGGGUUCAGCCGGAGAGGUUUAUUCCCUCAUGAAGCACCAGGCAACACCGAGCGAAGAGCCAGUGACCCCAUUAGAACAGUAUCAGAUCCCUUUAACCUGCCCAAGGUCCAGCGGUUUAAUAGUCUCAACAAUGUGAACCCUCUCCCUCUGCCUCGUAUAACUGACAGGAGAAACCUUAGUCUCCAGAACUAUACACGCUCUGAUGGAAACCUGCGACACCCCAUGUACUCUCCAUGUCCUCCGAGCAUCAGUGAGAAUAUUGCUAUGGAGGCCAUGGCGAUGGAAGAGGGUCUGCUUAAUGAUGAAGACAUUCUGCCCGACGAUGUGGUGCAGUAUCUCAACUCCCAGAACCAAUGUCUAUUCAGCAAUCUAAAUGGCACUUCACAAAUCGAUAAACCUCAAGAUAUUCAGGCAGGGAAUUCUGAGGAGUAUGACUUCUUGCAUGGACCACCAGUAAACCAGCAAUACCACAGCCCUGACCAUGGAUCUGAUAAAGAAGGCUUGCCUAUCCAGUGGAAUGAGGUAAGCUCAGGAAGCGCUGAAAUGUCACCACAGAAGCAGAGAUAUGGAAAGUGGCAUUCAUCUGACCAGUCUAAUCAGACCUUUGGGCUCUUCAACAACAUGGUUGUGCAGCAGCGGUCCUCAAACAUCUCCAGAGACCACAUGGAAAAAUGUCCCGUUCAACAAAAUAGCUUCCAGGAAAAUGCUGAGAUAAGCCUUUGCACUGACGUACUCACUGACAAAAAUACUGGCAUCACUCUUAUUGGACAGACAAACAAAGGGCAACGACAGUGUAAACCAAACUUUGGGAGGGCGGAUGUUUCUUACAGCAUUGGUUCACUGGAUCCAGAGAUUAGACGAAAUGGUAUUCUACCAAUGGAAGAUAAACAGCCUGACUUCUCAGAGCUUUCGGUGAUGGAACCACGCCAAGAAGCUCGUGGGCAGCAGCAGACAAGGUCUCCUAAUGAGUCCAGUUUCAUGCAGAACCAUUCUGUUGGCCGGCAGAUAAAUGAGUGUCUGGCCUUCCAAGAAAAUACCGAGGAUGUGGGACAUUACGGUUCUCAUUCCCAACACACUCAACAUUGGGAGAUGCAUAUCAACUCUCAAAUGCCUGCGGUCAACCAACAAGUUAAUGUAAAUUACAAUGGCAGCAGGCAACAUGUGAGCAUGAGAACAGCACAGCAGGGUCCAAUGAGAAAUGGAAGUACAACAUUCCAGGUCACUGGCAUCAAGCUAGAAAUGCCUGACCACCUCCAACCUAACAACUGCUCUAGAAUUCAGAGUUACCCUGGGCAGGGGUUUGACCAAAGCAUAGGCUUCAACCCAAAUGAUAUGAAGCCUUCAUCAUUUUCUGGCCAGGAGAAUACCUGCAUGCUGCAGCAGAUGAGUACUUCAGCAGUGGUUGCCAACAGCUCUGAGCUUUUGUCUCCAGGGACCAACCAGGUCACCAGCACAGUGGACAGCAACAGCAUAGACAACGUACAGAUAGAUUUUGAUGCCAUCCUGGAUGAUGGAGAUCACGCCAGCUUAAUUUCUGGGGUCUUGAGUCCAAGUAUCUUUCAGAACCUUUCCAGAAACUCUUCCCGUCUCACAACUCCUCGAGCUUCAAUGACAUUCCACGGUAUGCCGGUCAGCCACACCAACAUGGCUGUUGGGGACAUGAGUUCUUUGCUGACCUCCCUUGCAGAAGAAAGCAAGUUUCUUGCCAUCAUGCAAUAGACGUGCAUUAUAGGCAAGUGGGACAUAAGGAAAAAGGGACUUAAUAAAAUGAUCAAGAAGAAAAAAAGGAAAUGUAAAAGAUUACUUUUGUAGCCAUCUUAUCUCUGGAAAGGGAUGCCUUUAACUUAUAUUCCUUUUCUGGAAUGAAGACUAUUUUUAAGGCCUUCUUUUAUAUUCUUUUAUAAUAACAAAUUGAGAAGAAAUUGUCUUCUCUUCAUGUCAUUAUAACAGUAUUCUCUGUAUUGUCACUGUUUUGCUGUAAAAUGUUGAUAUAAUGCAUGUUGUAACAAGGUCAAAUGUAAACACUGUCUUUGUUGGUACAGUAUGUUAAUUGGUCCAUCUAGUGACUUAACAUAGAAAAAUUACAUUGGACACCUGCUUAAGUUGUCAGUAUGACAGGCUAAAACGGGUUGAUAAAUUACAUUCAACUGGACCCAAGUUUUAAUUUUAUGUAUUUUGUUUUUGUUUUUUGCCAACAUGUGUACAUCAGUGUUCAUUGGUUUAGGUCUUCCAAGUGACGUGGUUUUCUAAAAACACAGAUUAGGUAUUAUUGUCCUCGUCAUGGACUAUUUCAAAGUCUUAAAUCUUGUGAGGGCAAGUGUAAAGUAGCCCAUGGGUUGCAUGUAAGAAAUGUUUUGUGUUUACACUGUUUUAUUGGUACGUACUUGUAUAUAACAUUUUUUUACAUCUGUGAAUUACAUAUUUAGGCCUUUUGGUUUUAUUCUUUUAUAUUUUGUUCCAUGGAACUCUCUGAAGUGUUGAUGUGCUUUCUGGGUAAACUGCAUAUUUUGUGAGCACCUUGAAUAGUAUACAUUUCAUGUGAAAAUGCAAUUUAAAAGUACAGAGACAACCCUAAACGCAAGGAAAGCAUCAUUUCAAUUUAUAAUUGUUGUCUUUCAAUUUGUUUUAAAUGCAUUCAAACAAAAUAAAAUGCGAUUGUAUUGCUCCAAUGAACUGCAUUUUUACUGAUGAUGGUUCCUCUUGCUUUUAUUAUAUUGAAAUUACAUUGCCUAGAUUUGGGACAUACUGUAUAUUAAAAAGUCAUUCUCUAGCUAAGUAAAUCGUUCACAUUUUUUGCUGACAAAACACGCUUUUUUGUUUUAUUUUUUAGACUAGAUACCAUCUGGUCUCUCUUGUUCCAGAGCAUACCUCUUUUAUAUCACUUUGUGAUACACUUUUUGGUAUGAAUGUGUAUAAAAAUUAGGUACUUUUUUGUUGUUUCUUAUUUUUAUUCAUUAAUGUUAUUUUGUAACGAAAGAAGCACAUUUCGGAAAACUUUGUGCUUUUCUGAUGACGUUGUGUGUGUUGUCCCCAUAUAAAGAGAAAUGGAAACAUUUAAGUGUUCAUAAGGUAUGUGCCUUAUUUUUGUCUUGCAACUUGAGAAAGGAACACUGCCAAAACUCUGUUCUUAAGUAUUAUCGUUUGAAAAUAUCUUGUAACACCUGUAGCAAUGCGUUAUUGUUUUUGUUAUUACUAAUGAUGCAUUUUCUGUCAGUUGCAUCAAGCAAUCCCUGUAAUAUACAUAUUUUGGUUCUUUUUUACUUUUAUUUUGAUAAGACCAUAAUUGCAAGUAACCAUGAUUCUAUAUUUGUAAAUACAUUAUACUUUUAUUAGAUUUAGUUCUGGUAUGAAGAGGCUUCUCUGGCCAAUAUUUGAUGACUUUUAUAGCAGGGAUUCUUUGGCCCUAGUCUUAGUUAAACCUAAAGGCUCUGUGGCAAUGAGUGCAUAAGGCAACGUGCAUUUCGCUAACAGAACCACUUAGUUCUUUUAUAUAACUGAUGAAAAUGUUUGUAUGAUUUUAAUAAAAAAGAAACAAA